UCAUCUUUUGAGAGGAGAAGGAGGAGGAAGUAGAAGAAGGGUAAUCCUUACGCUGGCGUUGAGGAAGCCUGUGGUACAGACCAUUGCAUGUUUCUACUUUAACCAUGGCGCAGGAAGCUCCGCCAAUCGCGGGACCGUCCGCUCAACAAAAGGCAACUACAGGGACUCAAACAACGAGUCUUUCCACGAGCCUCAAAUCCCUUAACGCAAGCCCAUUCGUUACGAAGCGCGGCUGGACGACGAUCGCGACAUUUUGGGCCCUGGUGGGCAUCGUCGUUGUAGUGUGGGCCGCCGUGAUCCUGAACAAGGAUGACGAAUCACAAAUCGAAUCUACCCCAGCUCUCCCAGGUGACGAUCGGAAUUCUUCUGCAACAUCGACAGCCCCAGGAGCAUCCAAUACGUCAUCAUCGGAGCAUUCAAAAUCAAUCAGGGCUGAUCGAUUGUGCUCCGCCGAAGAUUGUCCGGAGGUUUACAAAGCAUUCGUUCGGGAGUCCCUUAACCCGUGUGAUGAUUUCCAUGCCUUCGUCUGCGAGGGCACCAAUGCUGCUGUCCAUUCUGAAUCCACGAGACGCUGGAGGAACGAACGGCUCAUGAACUCUAUAAUAAACGCUUCGCUCGCAUUGCAGACGACAAACGGCGCGUCCGAAAAGGCGAGGCGUUACUUUAUGGCAUGCACGACUAGCGAGCAAAGUAAUAAGAACGAAAGCGCGGCAUCUGUGACGAACUAUUUUGCACUCUUGGGGUUCCACAACAGGAACUUCACGGCGAUUGAGAAAUGGCUGCAGCUGCAGUUCGUGCAUGGUAUACCUAUUAUCCUGGAGUUCAACCUGGGAGAUGGCUAUGGCAGGAACGGAACGGAAUACUUAUUUGAAUUGGUGAAAACCAGCGAAUUCAAUAACUGGGUGACGCUGCUUCUCAACAUGACACAUGAUACUCGUGACAGAUUCGUCCAUAUGGUUCUAUCGGCGGCUGGGGCCAGCAUGACGGACUUAGAAGCUCAUAUCAAAGUUGGUGAAGACAGUGUAGUUUCAAUGUUGAGGAGUGAUCCGAGGGGAGACACCAUCAAUACGAAAUUUACCAGCUGGAUGGAGGAAAUGGGCAAUGGAAGUCGGACAGAGAACUGGACAACUGUUUUGACGCGGUUUACCAACGGUAUCCUUCCUGGAGAUUUCUUCGUGCGAAUUGCUACGGAAGAUAAUGUGUUUUUUAUUAACCUGACGCGUAUGGCUGAGGACGUUCUGCAAAAGUACAUUAUUUGGGAAGCUACACGCAUGCUGUAUGUUACUGCAGGGUUAUCGGAUCUGAAAGGGCAGGCGAACGCCCGAUCCCGCUGUUACUCUUUGGUCAUGAGGCACCUUCCGUACGCUUUUGCCUAUCCCUACUUCCUCUCUGCUGUGAAUGAGUCUACAAUACAAGAAGUUCGGAACAUGACUCGUCUGCUCAAAGCUGAAACCAUUAAGAAAAUCUCAAACGUGAAUGACACUUACUUUACACAGACAUCGAGAAAAAUAGCCGAGAUGAAUUUCAUGAUAGGUUACCCGGACGACCUGAACUCCACAGAGGCGAUUGAGGAACACUACAGCAAUUUUACAGUCGAUAAAAAAGUACCCUUCCUGAACAUAUUCAUGAACAUUUCUCGCGUGCACAUUGCCGUCAUACUAGCAGUAAAGGAAUCUAACCUACCGAGUACCAUCGAGUUAACCCGGGUGGUCCCAUACUACGUGAACGACCUGAACGUGGUCAAGAUUCCACCAGCAUCGAUGUUGCCUCCUAGGUAUGGACUAGGAGCACAUGUAGCCGCUAACUACGGUUCCUUCGGUCGCUCCGUUGUUGGAGAAAUGAUGAGGGUAUUUGACGUUCAAGGUUGCACCCGCACAGCUAACGGACAGACGGGAACCGAUACGAUGAUGGAAGAGCGAAACGUCACUUCGGAAUGCGUCAUAAGAAGUAUCAUACGGAGUGGCCACAGUGGAUGUUGGAAGGGAGGCCUUUCUGAAAGUUUCUCCUCUGUCUUGGCGGUCGAUAUUCUCUUCAACGCUUACAAAGAGGCAACUAAAGUAGGCGGGUCUUCCGCUUCGUUCUAUACUCCAGGGAAGACAGACGAUGCAACGUUCUUCGUCAGCUACUGUGCUUCUACAUGUAACGCAGAGCAGCACAGCCAACUGUGUAGCCAGCCCCUUAGAAAUUCUCGAAAUUUUGCACGUGUCUUCUCUUGUCCACCAUCGUCAUAUAUGAACGCGUCAACGAAGUGUGAUUUCUGAUAUGAUUACGUGAAUAAAUUGGCGGUACAGCAAGGUGAUGAAGUACGGCAA
Molecule: messenger RNA, 2312 nt
Organism: Ornithodoros turicata
Lineage: Eukaryota; Metazoa; Arthropoda; Arachnida; Ixodida; Argasidae
Product: neprilysin-3-like
Exons: 2
Coding region: 105-2261 (718 amino acids)
Biological process (GO): protein processing
Cellular component (GO): plasma membrane
Molecular function (GO): metalloendopeptidase activity
Source: RefSeq, a predicted model, not a curated record